Messenger RNA from Trichoderma gamsii, 3777 nucleotides. Its product is annotated as response regulator receiver domain-containing protein. The transcript has 2 exons. The record is from RefSeq and is a predicted model, not a curated record. Gene Ontology annotation, biological process: osmosensory signaling via phosphorelay pathway. Gene Ontology annotation, molecular function: phosphorelay response regulator activity; protein kinase activator activity. The coding region runs from base 1 to 3777 and encodes 1258 amino acids. Gene Ontology annotation, cellular component: Mcs4 RR-MAPKKK complex. NCBI's taxonomy places the organism in Eukaryota, Fungi, Ascomycota, Sordariomycetes, Hypocreales, Hypocreaceae.
AUGGCGCCAGACAUUGCUAACAAGCUCAAAAAUACGCUGUUUCGGCGGCGGGGACGCCAGUCCUCAGUGUCAACUGAUGACCUUGAGUCGAUGUCACCCCCGACAACUCCUGGUGUCGCCACAAGCUCGCGGAGACCCUCGUUUCCAUUUCCACGUGAGCCCUCGUUUCAGUCUCUGUCAUUCUCUCAGGAGCUGAUGACGGAAGAUGCAGGAAUUGGAAUAGGAGGCUGCGGUGGGAGUGACGAUCUCAGCGACGCUGGUGACUCUGCUCAGACAAGCAACGACGCCGACCAGCAGCAGCAGCGUCCAAAACAGCACAAGCAUCAUCAUCUUUGGAAAGGGAGACGGUGGUCCAGGCAGGGAGUCGAUGCUGAGAAGCGACACAGCGUCCCCGAAGACGGCGCUGUCGACGAAGACAUGCCGCUGGCAUCUCCAGACAUACCGGUAUCACCAACAUCAGAAGUGCCGCCAACAGUAAAAGCACUCUCGCCGCUCCAGGAAGACCAAGACUUUGACAUCAAACCCGUUGAGAGCGAGAAAGAGGCCAAGGACGAGCACGGCAACGGCAACGGCAACGGCAACGGCGGCGACAAUAGUGCCAGCAAUGAGAACGUUAUGAGCAGCGGCAACAGCAUUAGCCACGGUGACAGCAACGACAAGGACAACGGCAGUGAGCAGCAACAGCAAGAUAUCAACCGCCCCAGCCCGGCAGCCACUACAGACAUGGAGACGGCCUCUGUUUCUGCAGCUUCGGCAGCAUCUGUUCUCACCACUGCCUCUGUCACCUCUGCUUCGACUUCUGCCGUUCUGCAGCAAGCCAUCAAAGCAGGAGAGCAGCAGCCACAGGUAUUGUUGCCAGCACUAGACCAGCAGCAGCUACAGCGCCCGCACCCGCUCCCGCCUCUGGCAGGGGGUCGCGCUGAGGACCAGACGCCGAGCCGAAGCCUAGACGGCCACGAAGCGAGCCGCCAUCAGCACCGGAGCCAGAGCCUGGACCAGACCCAGCUCGACGGACCAGGUUUGUCGGUUAUUAACAGCGACCAGGGAACCUCAUCCCAAGCUGGCACUACAAUCGCUGCCACGGCCGCUGCAGGCGCUAAUGCUGGCGCUGAUGCUGCUCGUAUUACGGCGGCCUCUGCUGCUGCCGAUGCCCCAAGUACAGGUACCACCAGCCCUGGCAGCGACGCCAGCGCCAGCACCAUUGUCUCUCCUGGCCCCGUUUCUGGCGAUCUGCAGCUACAGAGACAGCAGCAGAAACAAGCGCAAAAGCGCCCAGUGCCACCGUUUCCGCCCUCAACAACGCCGCCUCCUCUUUCACAAGCGCUUCCGGGUCCGGCACACAGCUUCUCUGCUCUUGCACCCCCCACGCCGAGUCUCGACAGCAUCGACGAGGACGAGUCGCAAUCGCAUUCGCAGCAAUCGCCCGCGCAGUCGCCGUCGCAGUCACCGUUGCAGCGACCGCCUCCAUCGCAAUCGCAAUCUCAUUCGCCACCGCUGCAGUCGCCCAGGUCCGAGACUCAGUCUCAAUCGCAGUCGCAGUCGCCAUUCCAGACGCGGCAGGAGCAACUGGUACCAGCCGAAUCAGAACAACAACAGCAGCAACAAACUGCUCUGCCGUCAACUGCAGCAGGAAUCCUAGAAGCCCAGCAUCUCGCCUCAGCAGCAGUUUCUGGUCGCGGCUCCCACGCUCCGUCCUCGCCUGACGCCGGUCAUGGCCCGCUGAAUCUGAAUCCCGCAUCGCCAUUGCCGCCCAUCGACGCUCAGCAAUUGCCGUUUCAGUCGCCCGUCACACCCUCGACAGCGCCCGAACCUCUCUCUGCGGCUGCAAUUUCCGCGACUUCGGUCUCGAAUCCAGCUGCUUCGACAUCUGCUGAAAAAUCUUCUGCCCUCAUCACAAACGCAUCCGCGCGACCUUCUGCACCGCCCCGUCGACCGAGUCGUGAUCCAAAUCUCGUCGUCACCUUUGACGAAUCUGUGCAGCAGUCCCCGUCUGCUAGGAAGAGAAGCAUCAGCAAGCAGUACACAAUCCUCAGCAACCGCGACGAUACUACAAAGUUUGCCGUUCCCUCGUCUGCCAACGCGCCUAGAACGCCAGGCACCGAAACCCCAGUUGCAGUCAUCGUCACCCCAAGCUAUCUCACGCCUCCCGUUGUUUCUGCCAACGCGCCUUUGCACCCCUCGCAUCUCAUCGAGGUGGAAACUACGUCAUCACUAGGCGACGACUUCGAGAACGGCAGCAUGGCCGAAGCUGCUGCGCGCAAGAUUUGGGUCACGAGGCCCAAUGCCUCUGCCACGCUUGUCACCAUCAACCCCAACGAUCUCGUUGACGAUGCACGCGACAUGAUUCUGCGAAAAUAUGCAAAUUCCCUGGGCAAGACGUAUGACUCGCCUGAUCUUACUCUUCGCCUCAAUACCCGCACCGGCGUCGUUCGUAUGAUGGGCCCUGAGGAGCACAUGGGCACCGUGAUGGAGGAGUUCUUCCCCAACGGACAGUCUGUUGACGAGGCCUUCAUCAUCGACAUUCCUCCCCGCCGCACUGGCACAACGCCCAGGCCCUCUCCACGGGCGCCGCUUCCUCCCAUUUCUGGUUCUGCUGCAGCCGCGUACUAUGCCGACGACGUGCGUCCGUCCGAGUCUGGCGAGGGAUAUUUUCCUCCAGUGGUCGGCACCGCGACGUCGCCCCGUCUUCCCACGAAGCACUCCAACGCAUCUCUCCCGCAUUCCAUGGCCGUUAUCAGCUCUGGCCACCUUCCUAACAUUCCGUCUCCUGGCAGCACCAGGCCUCGCGCGCAUAGGGAGCGCGACUCGCAGCGCCACGAUCGCCAAGACCACUCGCGAAGCGCUGGAAGAAAUCAUACUCCUUCGCCGAUCGUGCACAAUGGCGGCGUUGUUCCCAACUCCGCCGCGUACCAUCCUACGCGGCAUACCCACUCGCGAACGCAUUCAAGCUCGUCUGAGCACAUUGCGGCGCAUCCGAGUGGCACCUUGCCCAGAUCGCCGGGCCAUGAAAUCAUCGCUGCGGCACGAAUGGGUGCAGGUACUCCUCCCUCGCCUCCCCAGCGGCUGGUGUCUCCUCACCUGCCCGCUGCGCGCCCCAAGAAGAGCAAGAGAAGCCAGACGCAGCAGCAGGAAUAUAUACAAAACCCUCCUCAGCCCGCGUUGAAUGCCAAAGUACCCCCCAUCAGUGUCCUUAUUGUGGAAGACAACCCUAUCAAUUUGAAGCUGCUUGAAGCGUUUGUCAAAAGACUUAAGGUGCGAUGGCAAACGGCCAUGAAUGGUCGUGAAGCGGUCAAAAAAUGGAGGAGCGGCGGCUUCCAUUUGGUCCUUAUGGACAUCCAGCUGCCUGGCAUGAAUGGAUUAGAAGCCACAAGAGAGAUCCGCCGACUGGAGCGCAUCAACGGCAUUGGCGUCUUUUCCAACACGCCUGCCGAAGCCACACCCCCCGAAGAGCCGACCGAAGAGGAUCGCCUGGAGGGCCUGGCCAAGUUCAAGAGUCCCGUUAUUAUCGUGGCUCUGACGGCCAGCUCUCUCCAAAGCGAUCGACAUGAAGCUCUGGCGGCGGGUUGCAACGACUUUCUGACCAAGCCCGUCAACUUUGUCUGGCUCGAGCGCAAGGUCAUGGAAUGGGGCUGCAUGCAGGCACUCAUCGACUAUCAAGGCUGGCGAGAGUGGAAACAAUACUCCGCCAAGGCAGAAGCGAUGGAGGCUGCCAACAAGCGAGCGCAGGCGUUUAAGAAACAGUCGAAAAAGAAUCGCACUCAAAUGUCGGAAUCGUGA